ACAUGACAGUCGCAGGGCGCAUGCAGCAGGGAAGUGAAGAGAGGAAGACAAGCCUCUAAACUUUUGGAAUUGAACGGAGUUAUUUUACAAAAAUGCAAACCAUCAUAAGUUAACGGAGGAAGGAACUUGGAGGUCUUCUUGGAUUGCUCCAGGUUCCCCCUGCCAUGGCCAAGUCCAAGAAAGGUAUGGACAGCCCUGCGGACCCUCCAAGAAGAGGCAGGAAGCCCAAAUCCCUUGGUGCUGCUCCAAAAGUUGGUAAACAACAGAGUGCUCUAGGCAGCACGAAGAGCACAGGGACUGGCUUUCAGCUACUCUCUGGCCAGACAUCCCUCAAGCUACCAGCUGAAAACAUCAUCUCAGGAAACCAUGGCUCUAUCCACGAAGAUGAACAAGAUGCUCCAGAAACACAGAGUUCUGAGUCUGGUAAUGCUGCCAAGAGCAUCACCACUUUGUCCUUACCUGCAGCCAGACAGGAAGGGGAUGCCCAGAGAGGGCCGGAGGAGUUUAAAGCUGUGAAUCCUGCUCCACCACGUUUGGCUUGGAAAACCAUAGUUAGACCCGCACCAGCUCCAUCUGCUCUGAAGUCUUCAGACAUGGAGGCUGAUGACUCGCUGGAACCUCCACUGUGCAGCUGUCGCAUGGAGGCACCGAAGAACCAGGAUGUAGUAACUCUUGCUGAGGGCAAGUGCAUGGCUGUAGAGAGUGUUGAUGGAAAGCUGAGUUUAUGUCGGAAGGUGAUUCUGAAGCAGGAAAUGAUGCGUCCCUCUCUGAGGAUUCCAUUGCUGGUGUUGUGUGAGGAUCAUCGUGCGGGCAUGGUGAAACACCAGAGCUGCCCGGGCUGUGGCUUCUUCUGCAGGGCUGGGACGUUUAUGGAAUGUCAGCCAGAUGGGAACAUCUCUCACCGCUUUCACCGGAGCUGUGCCUCUCUGAUCAGAGGUCAGGUCUACUGCCCCCACUGCGGCGAGGAGGCUAGUCAUGCUAAGGAGGUCACGAUCCCCAAACCUGACUGUGUUAUUGCAGUGCCAACAGCUGCUGUGCCAGCGCACAAAAGAGACACCGCCUUAAUGGACAGGGCUAAAGUAGACUCUGUAACUGUUGGGGGAGCAAUAGACCCUGCUAAAGAAUCACUGGAAAGCGUUUUAAAUGCACUCGAGGAUGGGAAGUAUAAGAAAUUCAAGCUGCCCCCAAAGCAGCUUUAUUUCUCUGCUAAGAGAGGAGAGCUCCAGAGGAUCCUGCAUAUGCUGGUGGAAGGUGUGGACCCAAACUUGCGGAUGGACAGUGAGAAGAGGAAGACUCCCUUGCAUUGUGCUGCUGAGGAGGGACAUAAAGAGAUCUGCCAUAUACUAGUGCAGGCUGGUGCGAACCUGGACAUGUGUGAUGCGGAGCAGAGAACUCCUCUGAUUUAUGCCUGUGAGAACAAUCAUCUAGAAACAGUGAAAUACUUGCUGAAAGCUGGUGCUUCUACUGGGCAUAAGGAUAUGAGAGGCUCUACAUGUCUUCACUUGGCAGCCAGAGGAGGACACACAGGUGUGCUGCAGUAUCUUGUCUCCAUGCCAUCCAUAGACGUCAACUGUAAGGAUGAUGGUGGGUGGGCUCCUCUUACCUGGGCAACUGAGAACAUGAAUCUAGAGCAGGUGAAGAUGCUGAUCUCAGUGGGAGCUGAUGUCCAAAUAAGAGAUAAGGAGGAGAAUGUCUGCCUCCACUGGGCAGCGUUCUCUGGCUGUGAUGAGAUCGCUCAGCUGCUGCUUGACAAGAGAUCUGACCUACACGCUGUGAACAUCCAUGGAGACUCACCUCUCCACAUUGCUGUCAGACAGAACCAGCUGGACUGUGUAAUGCUGUUUCUGUCGCGAGGAGCAGAUGUUAAUCUGAAGAAUAAGGAUGGCGAGACUCCUUUGGACUGCUGUAGUAUAAAUUCCAAGAUGUGGACAAUCCUGAACACCAAUAAGAAGCUGACAGAUGCUCGGAGAGGCAGAGACAGCCUAAGUGAAAGACUCAUCUGCAGAGAUGUGUCCCGAGGCUAUGAAGACGUCCCUGUGACAUGCGUGAAUGGGGUGGACCAUGAGCCCUGCCCCAGCAACUUCAAAUACGUUCCAGAGAACUGUUUUACCUCUCAAGUGAAUAUAGACGAGAACAUAACGCAUUUACAGCACUGCAGUUGUAAAGAUGACUGUGCAUCAAGCAGCUGUAUCUGUGGCCAGCUCAGCAUGCGCUGUUGGUAUGACAAGGAUGGCCGCUUGUUGAAAGAGAUCUGCAGGGAUGAUCCACCCUUCCUGUUUGAGUGUAACCAUGCCUGUUCCUGUUGGAGAACAUGCCGAAAUAGAGUGAUACAGAAUGGCCUUCGGGUCAGACUGCAGGUGUUUAGGACUGAGAGGAAGGGCUGGGGGGUCCGGGCACUGCAGGAUAUUCAUGAGGGAACUUUCGUAUGCGAGUUUGCAGGUGAAAUCAUUUCAGAUGGAGAAGCUAAUGUUCGAGAAUAUGACUCGUACAUGUUCAACCUAGACAAUAAGGUUGGAGAGGUCUACUGCAUUGAUGCCCAGUUUUAUGGUAAUGUUAGUAGGUUUAUGAAUCACCUUUGUGAACCCAAUCUAUUCCCGGUACGGGUGUUCACCAAACACCAGGACAUGCGCUUUCCUCGAAUUGCACUCUAUGCAAGCAAGGCUAUUCAAGCUGGAGAUGAGCUUGGGUUUGACUAUGGUGAUCCCUACUGGCAAAUCAAGAAAAAGUACUUCUGUUGUCAGUGUGGCUCUGCAAAAUGUAGAUACUCGGAGACCAUUCUGGGCCAGAAUCACGCAGACAGCUCAGUUCAAGCGCUCGGUGAUCAGACCGUUGCUCAGGUGGAACAAAUCCAGUCAGCUAACACAGCUAUAGCAAUAACUCAACCCUGAGCCCUUCACAAGUACAACAGGAUAUGCUGAGAUCUUUAACGAAUAAAUACGAUCAGGAGUGCAACUCAUCAUUUCCUAAAUCUCAGCUUCAAGGAAGGACAAUUUGUGCAGAGAUACAGCAUCCUUUAUUUUAUCACCACGCUGUUGAGGGCAUUUGUAAUAAGACUUUUAAUCAAAGGUGUUUUGGGCCUUUUUUAUCUGAAUUUGUCUCACAAAGAUUUGAUUUGCUUAGGAUGAUGGUAAGGCUCCUUAAUUGUAUGAGAUAUAGGCACUACCAUAUUAGACUUUUAUACAUUUUUAAACAUAAACAGUUACAUACUUGGUAUAAAAAACAGGGUUUUUAGCUGAUUUUCAUAAGCAAAAACGAAAGUAGUAGUAGAACAGAUGGACAUGUUUUGCUGC
Messenger RNA from Sinocyclocheilus rhinocerous, 3290 nucleotides. RefSeq names its product histone-lysine N-methyltransferase EHMT1-like. The transcript has 21 exons. Gene Ontology annotation, cellular component: chromatin; nucleus. Gene Ontology annotation, molecular function: p53 binding; zinc ion binding; histone H3K9 methyltransferase activity. Gene Ontology annotation, biological process: peptidyl-lysine dimethylation; negative regulation of transcription by RNA polymerase II. The record is from RefSeq and is a predicted model, not a curated record. The coding region runs from base 165 to 2888 and encodes 907 amino acids. Lineage: Eukaryota; Metazoa; Chordata; Actinopteri; Cypriniformes; Cyprinidae.